Messenger RNA from Harmonia axyridis, 3489 nucleotides. RefSeq names its product LIM domain-containing protein jub (gene jub). Gene Ontology annotation, biological process: cytoskeleton organization; response to hypoxia; negative regulation of hippo signaling. The transcript is spliced from 5 exons. Gene Ontology annotation, molecular function: transcription corepressor activity. Gene Ontology annotation, cellular component: adherens junction; transcription regulator complex; P-body. NCBI's taxonomy places the organism in Eukaryota, Metazoa, Arthropoda, Insecta, Coleoptera, Coccinellidae. The coding region runs from base 87 to 1850 and encodes 587 amino acids. The record is from RefSeq and is a predicted model, not a curated record.
ACAUUUGUUGACAUAAAAUUUAUUCUAUGUUCAUAAAGUAUUGACGAGGAAAAACUCUUCGUGAAUUCAUUUUAAUUUAAGUCGAAAUGGAUUCUAUAGAACAUAAACUACAGUACAUGAAUCUAACCGGCCAAGGAGAUGUAGAUCCUAGAUAUACUAAUCGUACAACAAAUCUUGACCAAGGCUCUCCUUUCCACCAAAAACAAAAAUCUGUAGGGACCGCCGAUAGAUUUACCAGAGAUUUUGGUGAAAAUCCAACUAACGAUUAUGCGAUGUAUGAAAGAAAUAAUAUCAUAGCUAGUUCAAAAUAUGCCACCCCUAUACAGUUGGAGACGUUAGUUAAUCCUCAUAGAAUUCCGGAGGAGAAUGAUGUUUAUGUACAAUGUGGAAAACCUCAGCCACAAGUUCCUAAAAUAACGAGUCCUACAAGAGCAAUGAAUGCAACAAUUCACUCCAAUACUAUUGAAUUGGGCAAUAAGCAAUCUUCUGGUGUUUAUGAAAAUGUGGAAUAUUAUGGAUCUAGAGGUCCUCCAGUAUAUUACCAACAAAAUCCUAACAUUAAUGAACCUUAUCACCAAGCCAGACCUCAAGUUGCUUCAGCAAGUAGAGGAACAUUACCAAAAGAUGGUGAGGCACCUCCCUUGUAUGAAAAUUUACAUUCAUAUUCUAAAAAGAGUGUGGGGGCUAUACCAGGACCACAAGUCCCUAUCACCAAUCAGAGACCUAGAUUUACUCCUAUCGAACUGGAAGAAAUAAAUAGUGGAGAUUAUGUUUGUAUGACAGGCAGCGGAAAUAUUUCAACUACAUUAAGCACCAAUACACCAUUUCAAACUUCAUCUGCUAAAACAUAUGACAGAUCUCCUGCAACGGGUAUUGCAUUAACUCCAACUCCAAAACCAGCUCCAAAAAAACCAUCAACCCCAAAGCCAAUAGAAGAAACAUCUAGAGCGAGCCCUGCUCCAAGUCCAACUCCCAGUAAUAGCAGUAUAAUGUCAGGAAAGCUGAAAAUCAGUGGGAAAACUCUUCUUCCAUACAGUGUGACCCCACCAAGACCUAGAGGCCCUACUGAUGCCCAAAAAAAAAUUGAAGAAAUGACUCGACAGAUAGAAGAGGAAAUGGAAAAACAUGAGGAAGAAGGGGAAUAUUUUGGAAUAUGUCACACAUGCGGCGAUAAAGUAACAGGCGCAGGUCAAGCAUGCCAGGCUAUGGGUAAUCUUUAUCAUACCAACUGUUUUAUUUGUUGCUCUUGUGGCCGAGCCCUGCGGGGCAAGGCCUUCUAUAAUGUUCAUGGUCGAGUUUACUGUGAAGAAGAUUACCUGGUAAGCUUUGGUGAAAUAAACGAAGAAGAAAAUAUGACUAACGAUCCCAAAUUUUUGCAGUAUUCAGGAUUUCAGCAAACUGCAGAAAAAUGUGCCAUUUGUGGCCACUUGAUAAUGGAAAUGAUUCUCCAAGCCAUGGGAAAAUCCUAUCAUCCUGGUUGCUUCAGAUGUUGUAUCUGCAAUGAGUGUUUAGAUGGUGUGCCAUUCACAGUAGAUGUUGACAAUAAGAUUUACUGUGUCAAUGAUUAUCACAGAAUGUUUGCCCCAAAAUGUGCAGCUUGUGGGAAGGGUAUCACUCCAGUGGAAGGAACAGAAGAAACCGUUCGUGUGGUUUCUAUGGACAAAGAUUUCCAUGUCGACUGUUACGUUUGUGAAGAAUGUGGAAUGCAACUGACAGAUGAACCAGAUAAAAGAUGCUAUCCUCUUGGUGAUCGAUUAUUAUGUAGGAAUUGUCAUGUUAGAAGACUUCAACAUACUCCAACACCUCGGCAGCUCCAGCCUGUUGCAGCUUCAUAUCAAUACACUGGUUGAUUCUUGUACUAAAAAAUAUUUUCUUGAAUUUUAUUUUCCAUAAAUUUUAUAUUUACUAUUAUUAACCAAACUUUUCCAAAUAUUUAUAAUGUUGUUCCUCUCUCCAGUUAUAUUUUAAUCAUAGUUCUUAGUGGCAGCUUUUCUCAACGGCUUUUACUUGAACUGCUUCCCGUGUUUACCGGAUGAUAAUACUAUUAUGCUAUAAGAAAGAAGUAGUGGACAAAGGACUCUACUUCAAAUAUAUUAUUUAUGUAAGGUUGAUGUUAUGCCCAUUUUAGUGAAUGGUUUUUUUUAAACAUCUACUUGGACAGUUGAUAUGAAAAACAGGAAAUAACCAUUCUUCACAUUGUUGAGACAAUAGAUGAACAUACAACUACUACAAAUGAAGUGUUAUGAACAUAAUAAAUACGAACACGUACUACAGUGCAAUACGAAUUAAUUCUCAGAAUAUUUGAUAGAUGAGAGAGAUAUCAAAUCUUCUUACUCCUUAGGACUUUUCAUCCCUUCAAAAAUUGAAAAUAUUGCAAAUAGAUGUAAUUUCUUCAAAAUAUAUUUGUUUUUAUUUAUAUAGAUUUACAAAAACUUUGAAAUGAAUCAAGUUGUGUGUCAUUUCUCACAUUUUUACCACAUCAGUGAUUAUUUGCAUCUAUGAAAAUCGAGGAGGCAGCUUUUUUCUUGACUUACAAAUUUGAUGGUUCAAUUAACAUCAAAUGGAACAUAUUCUUUUAAGAAUGUGUUGCCAAUCUGACACAAAUUUGGCUUAAAAUAACUAACAGUACUUACUCAAAGAAUUGAGAAUUUAGGCAUAAAAUAUCAAUCAAAUUACCUAAUCAUUUUCAAUUUUUGAAUAAUACAGGAAAAAUCUUCGGUGAUUAUGCAUUUCAUUAGGAAAGAAAAAAAUCAUAAUCUUAUCUUUAUAGAAAAUUGUAAUGGGAAAUUUUAACAUCCUUGCUCAAAUAAAAAUAUUGAAAUUACAAAUUUCAAAAGAAAAGAAAUGGGCAAAAUGGACCAGCCAACCAUUCUAUCCGCAUUUAAUAAUAUUGAUGUAUAACCAAUAGUAUUAGUAUUUUAUGUUAGUAUUUAGGUUUUUAGUGAAAAAAUUGAUUUUGCUCAAAUUGGUGUUAUCAAAAUUUAUAUGAGAACAACACACUUAAAAACAAACUUUGAUUACUUUUUCUCAUGUGCUUGUAUCUUUUCAUCAACUUCAAUUCAAUAAUCAUGGAGGUAUUAUCGUGUUAGAAAUCGAUGUUUUUGGAUAUAAAGUCAUUAUUUUUAGUGAGUUCUUUGCGUGUUUUAUGAAUAAUUCAGUAUUGUUUUAUAAAUUUAUAUUAAAUUUUAUAUUUUUUUAUAGAUUCUUUUUUAGAUUGGAAUUAUUAUCUGAAUUCAGACUCAACAGGUUUGGUUCUGAGUGUGAUGCUCAUAAAAAUGUACUUGGUAGAUUGAAUUAUAAGACCAUUUGUGUUUAUCAGUUCAUUAUUCCAUGUUUAUGUGCUAUCUUUUAAUAAUAUUGAGUAUUGAAUUCUGUGAUACCGAUAGUGAAUAUUUUCAAUUCAUUGUGCUUUUGUAUUAUAAAUUUUUCAUCACAAUUACAUUUUUAAUUGGAAACAUGAGUUAUGAAAUAAAAAUUCAGUAUUUUGAA